Symsagittifera roscoffensis is the source of this 3848-nucleotide messenger RNA. Its product is annotated as protein inturned-like. The coding region runs from base 50 to 3046 and encodes 998 amino acids. Gene Ontology annotation, molecular function: protein binding. Lineage: Eukaryota; Metazoa; Xenacoelomorpha; Acoela; Convolutidae. The record is from RefSeq and is a predicted model, not a curated record. Gene Ontology annotation, biological process: establishment of planar polarity; cilium assembly; vesicle-mediated transport. The transcript has 18 exons. Gene Ontology annotation, cellular component: cytoplasm; cilium.
CAUAAUGAUGUUCAUUUAUUAAAUUUUCAGAUAGGAUCUGAAUUUCGACAUGGGAGUUUUAGCUACGCCGCAUUCCCUUGUUGUGGUACCACUUUUGAUCAACCCUCAAAAUUCGACCGCUUCAAGUUUCUCAAUCACUCAGAAUGAAGACAACGAAAGCGAUUUUUCCGACUUCGGCGACGAUUGGUCCAAGCUGGAGUCACUAAUCGGAAUUUACCCUGGUCGUGUGGCGCAGAGUGGUCGUCCGGGUCUAUCAGGGUCCGGUGCUGUUUCUGACGAUAGAGUAUUGGUCAAGGGGUUGAUUCCAGGUUCUCCUGCCAUGCAAUGUGAAUAUAUCGGAAUUGGCGAUGUGAUUGAACAUAUCAAUGGCGAUAUUGCCACGCUAAGGAGCGUGGAAGCGUAUUUGGAACAGUUGAAGGAAGAAACCGAGAUCAUACUCUCAAUCAGAAAGGCCUCACCUAUGAAAGCGGAGCAACCAUCAAUCGCAAGCAAAUGCCUUUCGAGAAUAUCCAAACUCAAUUCAUACGAUUAUGUAAAGCAAGACACAUUUGAAUACAUCAAUGGGAACUUUGUCAAAGUAGAACCAGGCAUGAACAGAAGGCUAGGAGGCGUAAACAGAUAUCUGAAAGAGUUGUUUGCACUGCGGAUUCUGCCUUUGAUGUCAUCUGAUGAUGGGAACUACUGUUACCCGUCUGACUUUUCAUCAUCCUAUGAACAACUAGACGAGACACUGAAAGCCAUCACUUUAACUCUGUCCGAUCUGGUAUACAAUAGUUUCAACCAGGACGUACCAUCGAGCAUGUCUGUUUUGGUUGGGAAAUACAGACUGAACAUUGCGUACUGGAAGAUGAAUCACCAUAUGCUCAUGUUCAUAUGCGAAGAGUCUCUAAUGCCGCUUUCAAUGUCAACUCAUUUUCUCAAACUCUAUCGAACAAUCUUAGAUGUGUCAGUCUCAUCGAAUCUAUCAGAUACAUUAAGGAGUGGAAACGAACAUCUAAUUAAACUAACGCGCCAGUCACUGGAUUAUAUGCUGGAAGCGACUUCGAGAAUGUUUAAACAAUCGGCGAAAGACUACGAGAUGUUGUUGGCGUUAGAGAUACCGCAUAGAGUAGAGUUGUCAAUGGAAUAUCAAAAUCUGCUGGCUAAGUAUAUGAUUGAGUUUGAGAGCUGUGCUUGGCGAUUAGAAGCUGGGUUUCUAAUCGGACAACGGAAGCCAUUCCUCAUUCGUGGUACAGGACUCUAUUAUAAAAAUCUUCUCCUGUUCAACUCAAUUCAAGAAACUCACUUUCAUUCUAUCCACACUCUAAUUUCAUCUAUAGACAUAUUACCACGCUCUUCUCAGUUGUCAUUUCUAUCUUCAGUCCAAUCUAUCUAUCCGAAUUUUGAACCAAAUUAUCAUUCUUCAUCUUCGCCUAAAGAUACACAACUAGUCAUGUGGAGGGAAGUUUUCUUGAGAGAGGAAUCGUCAAUGGAAUAUGAAGUGUAUUCUGGGAGGACUUUUCUACUUGUUAUUAGGAUGAAAUUGUUCACGCUCUGUGUGUUAAUGGAAGGCGGAUCAUGUGCUAGAAGAUAUCUGCCGCAGAGUGAAGAUCCAGAAGUGAAGUGUCCCGAGGCAUAUUACAAGGAGGGACUGAAUCUACUGUACAGUCUCAGACAGACACAGUUGGAACAGGAAAUUGCGGAGAGGUGUCUUUCUGAGCCAGACCCCGCCCUCUCUUGUGCAGAUGACUUCCUCUCCAUCCCCUCAAGUGAACCCCACGUAGAGACUGUCAAAUUCACCCCCUUCCAGAGAGUCCAACAAGUGUUCAGUAGGGACAAAAGGGGGCUAACUCCUCAAACGAGAGUAGCGUUGAGACAGCAGUCGCCAAUCGGAAAGAAAAAUAAGUUCAAAAGAGGUUUAGCAAGUGGCAGUCGCAAAUCCUCCCCCUCUCCUAAUAGGGCAUCAACUCUGACAACUAGAACGACAGUUAGCGAGGGAACUAGUCGUGACAGUAGGUAUUCGAAGGCACAUUCGAGGUCAAAUAGGGGCAGUGUGUUCUACGGGUCAACGGAGUCUAUAAUUGAUAAUAAUAAUGACAUUCCUCGUCAGAAUAGAAGUCUCUCACGGGCUCCGCAUAGACGACGCAGUAGUGCACCCCCAGUGGGUGCAAAGCGAAAUCGAAUGUCAGCAAAUUUUCAAAAUCUGCCCAAGGAAGCGCCAGAAAAUGGCAAUGACCAGCUACCUCCUAUCACUUCAUCUAAGCAAGGAAUAGUUAAUCACCACCAAAACCACAACAACAAUGGUCAUCAUGUUAAUUUUGCAUCAUCAUCAGCUUCUGAUUCAUCAUCAAACACACCUGUCUUUAAUGGAGGAGGGUUGGCAAAUAGUAGGAAUGUGUUUGGGUCAUCGGAUGGAAUUCAGAAGUCAGGAUCUAUGUUUUCGCUGGACAGUCGGACAGCAUUUUACGAAGAGUGGCCGCCUCUUUCUGUGGAAACAACAGAACUUAUCAGUGCACUCACACUGCCAGCAAAGGUAGUAGCUGGAAUCGAAAACAGUCUUCUGUAUUAUCUGGACCUCAGACCAAAUCCAGAGGAACUUCUAAAUAACCCAGAUGACCAUUUUACUCCACCCACCGAAACUGGCCCUGCGUCAUCUAACGCCACUAGUAGAUUGUACGCAUUCAACCCAUUGCUGGACCAGAUUGUCAAUUCAGUGGGAGGCGAACAUCAUUUGAACAUUGUAGCAGAAUUUUACAAAGCAGUUGUAAGGAUGAGAAAGCAAUUUGAGAAAAAGAACUGCGAUGAGCUCGGCUAUCUUUUCACGUAUAGAGCCAAUGGCAGUUCGGCCAAAGCAAAGAAGACGAGACAGCAAUCUGAUUCAGAAAUGACGACUAGUCGGAAAUCGAGAAAGACUGUUUACGAGUCAAAUGUUAUUCGGUACUGGAUCAUAGGGCGCCAAUUUGCAGAAGAGAAUGGACGUCAAGUGUUUAUUUGCCAUCAAGACAAUUGCCAUCAGAAUAUUAUUGAAGUGGCAGCCAAACUACUCAUAACAGCCAACAACUCAUGAGAGUCAAAUGUGUUUUUACUCGAAAUUCCGAAUUUUUCUAACCGUUCCAGAUCCCAAAAUUUGCCAAAUGUUUAAUUGAAGGACCGGAACAAAAAUGCUGAAAGACAAGAAUACAUUACAGUUUCAAGAAAUGUACGUUCAUGAAACAAGAAUUGCUGGAACUUUUAGAAAAAAAACUAGGUGACAUAUGAUAUAGGUAGUAGAACCAAGUUAAAUAGCUGGAUCUAUGUUUGUUUUAUUUCGAGCCGCAUUUUCUGUUUUUCAAAGCCGGAUUUUAAGAAAAGGUUAAAAUUUAAUUUUUGAAUAAUAUUUCAUCUGGCAGAAUAAUUUAUUUACAACAACUAUAUUUAUAGCUUGUAAAAUAGACUGAAAGUGAAAUGGCUAUAUUAUGCUUCAUAGUUUUCAAGUUUAAUAUAUUCAUUACCAAUUAGUGCUCAAAAUUACCGCCUAUUGUAAUAUGUCACCAAAAUUAGUAUACAAUAUACACGAAGUUAAAUGUGAAACAAUUCAUGACUUCGAUUCACGGCUGAUAGUGAGUGCAACGUAAAAUUGUUUAUGUAAAUUUUCUUUGCAAAGUCUGAGUUUUUUCCUGCUAUAUUUGUACAUGUUUGGUGUUAAUUUUUUUGCGUAUCUUUCUCUAGCUUAAUGUAUAUUGAUGUACAAAUGAAAAGUUGUAAAAAUGAUGCAAAACUGUAAAUAAAAGCAUUAUUUUAGAUCUCAAUUACAAGGUUAAAUAAGUUUAUCUUGUUCAAAAACAAUAGCCAAGCUGAUUCUAAGAUUUAAUGAGCGUCUUGAGUUUUCA